AUUAAACCUCAGUGGGAGGGAACUAUUGAAAAUAGGCAUGGUCUGAGAAAAUUCUAUAAAACUGGCAUAUACCAGGCUUAAAUCCAGAGAGCAACCAGACUUUCAACUGAAUAUAUUAAUCCAGCAAAAUGGUAAGAUUUACAUUGAAAAUAAAUACUUAAUAUAUGUUUGUUUAGCGGUUUAAUACAUGUCUGGUUUUUAUUUUAAACUAGAAUUAAGAUUAACCACUCCAGAAUCAAUAUAACAAGUGAUGUGACUAUCUCUGGUUCUGAAGCAGUUAAAAUGUACUGUUUUCCAAGGCUGGUAUCCAGGGGCUUAUCCCAGUUGUAUAUCAUAGCAUUGCAAAGUUAGUAAUUUGUAGGGAUCGGCAGCAUUAUCCACACCAUUUUAUGUUCAUUGCAACUCCCAUCACACAAAGCCAGGUUUUCACAGCAACUGGAGUCUGCAAUACCACUUGUUUCAAUUUCAAUUCACUAUGUAGUAAACAACUUCCUAAUAAAAAGUAUUUAUUGUUCUUAAAUGUACUUAUUAACAUUUUGUCACAUUUUUAUAAUUUGCACACCUCUAAUGGCUGGUUAUUAGAGGGAUUGUGAUAAGUGAGGUGGUAACAAUUUAUAUGAUAUACAAUUACAUUGUUGAUGUUCAAAUGGCAAAAUCUAUGUUCUAAGUUAACGUUUACAGAAGAAGUUAAUUAAAAUAUACUGUUCUGAUUUCUAGUGACACUUUCUAUGCGUUUGUUGAUAACUGCUACAAGAUGCAACUAGAUUGUAUAAAUCAAUAUAUAAAUAUAAUUAUAGUGUGUAUAUCCCAUUCCAUGCAGACCACUCCUUUCUAGGAGUGCUAGGAGGUAAAUGCAGUAACUCCAAUGCAUGGCAAUGUGCAUACUCAGCACUUCAACUAUUACUUUGUAUUAUAACUAAACAGAUAUAUCUAAUCUAGGCAAGUACUUAUGUUUAUCAUAGCUUUCACAAAAGGCUUUGACAAAUAUUCCAAGAGAUGUGCAAGUGUAUGCAAUACAAUGGCUGUUAAAUAAACAAAUAUAAAAGUUCAAAUGUUAUCCAGAGGAUCUACUGUACUUGCCAUGACAAACAUGUCACAAAGCUAAUACAGUUAAAUAAUUGUCUGGUCAACCAGUCCAAGGUCACCAGUUACAAAUUACAUAUUGUGCUAGUACACAGACUGUGAUGGAUUUUCUCCUACUUUAGGAUACAUAACCUGGAUUGUGUUUUUAAUUGUAUUACCUCACUGUGGUAUCAAUGCCCACAUUUUAUUUUUCAUCCUCUUUUGGGGUACACUGAGAACAGGUGGGGCUUUGUGAGGGAAAAAAAAAAAAAACACCUUUAAGGGCACACUCCAACUUAUAAAUGUAAAUAUGUUGUAUCCACUUUUUGCUCAUGGACCAUAAAAUGCAAAAUUGAUCAAGUGUAACCAUCAUGCUUUCGUUGCCUUACAGGGAUUCUAUAGUGUUGGGAAUACAUAUCUAUAUCCUAACACUAUAGUGCCCUCUGAUCCCCCUCCCCUUCAUAAGAUAAAGGGUUAAAAAAAAAUUCACCGAUUCCAGCUCUGAUGUCUCGUAGAACUGGUUUGGCACUCCGCCUCCUCCGACGUUAUCCAAUGUGGGUACCUAAUGCACAUGCGCGGCGAGCACGUAAGGCCUUACUCAUAGGAAAGCACUGCCUCAGUGGGGGGAUUUCUCAGACGUUGUAGCUUGCUGAGCUUGAGGAUGUCCAGCAUCAUUUAAGGCACUUAGAUUCCCCGAGAAUCCUGGAAGUACCUCUAGUGGCUGUCUAAAUUUACUUUUUAGUAUCUAUUAAUUGCCAGAUGGGAAUCCCAAAUUGAAUCUUAAAUUGGUUCAGCCUACUACAUCCCCCGAACAAUUUGUUUGUGACAUACUUUCAGGUGGCUCGAUACACACCAAUGUUCAACAGCACAAACUAAAACCACUGUCCUAUAUGAUACUGACAUAUCCCACAAACCCACAUACAGUUAUUACUGCUGUUUUUUUCCUGUUGGCAAUAGUCUAUUCUCUUCUCCUUGAUUUCUCCAAUGUUUUUCUAUCAGCUUUCAGUUAGGGAAUCCUAACUGCUUGAUUAGUUUUAUCCAAUCAGUCAAGGAAAAGAGGGGCAGGAUGAUAGGUGGAACUGCAAUUGGUUAUUCAGGAUGAUUUGACACCAUGCAGGGAAAGAGUUUCACAGUCUGUAGCAACCAUAGUACCUAUAAAGAGUUUGUUUUCUAUGCUAUCUAAUUUAAUAAGCUCACUCUUAAAUAUAUAUUCUUAUAUUUUUUCAUUCUUUUUCUUACACAAUAUGUUGCUUGCCAUAUCUGGAUGAUCGCUAGUACAUAAUAUUUUGUAAAAGAUAGUUAUACCUUUAAGGCAGUGUGUUCAGGAGCUAAUUCACUUAAAAAUGGCUUAUUUAGUAGAAUUGAAUGUAAUAAUUUGGUCAAAAAUCUGGAACAGUGGAUGAUAAUUAAAAUAAAAUGUAUGGUGUGUAUACCUUUAAAUCUGCUAAAGGCAGAUUCUGCGUGUUGCACACCAAAUGAUCUGCUUAUUAGGAAGCCACUAUUAUUUACAGAGUGACAACAUAAAAAAUAGUCAUCUGUUUAAUGGUGUUGUACACACAAUUAUAUAAGAAAUAGUGUAUUAAACCUAGAAUUGUCUGAUAACAGACCAGACAAUUCUAGGUUUAAUACACUAUUUCUUAUAUAUUUGUGUGUACAACACCAUUAAACAGAUGACUAUUUUUUAUGUUGUCACUCUGUAAAUUAUAGUGGCUUCCUAAUAAGCAGAUCAUUUGGUGUGCAACACGCAGAAUCUGCCUUUAGCAGAUUUAAAGGUAUACACACCAUACAUUUUAUUUUAAUUAUCAUCCACUGUUCCAGAUUUUUGACCAAAUUAUUAGAUUCAAUUCUACUAAAUAAGCCAUUUUUAAGUGAAUCAGCUCUUGAACACACUGCCUUAAAGGUAUAACUGUCUUUUAUAUUUCUAGACAGGUUUGGGGUGUAUCCCUGGCUCAGUUCAGUCUUGAGCAAUUCAUUUUAAGUCGGACUCCCUCAUCUCUGUGGAUUGCAUUAAGCAGACCAGAUCCCACAUAAUAUUUUGUGUGUAUAUUGACUCUCAUUUUCCAAGUCUUAAAGGACCACUAUAGUGCCAGGAAAACAUACUCUGGAAGGGGGAAAAGGGGAAAAAACUUACCUUUUUCCAGGGCUGGGCGGGGAGCUCUCUGCCUCCUCUCCUCUUUCGAUCCGCCCCGUCGGCUGAAUGCGCACGCGCGGCAAGAGCUGCGCGCACAUUCAGCCGGUCGCAUAGGAAAGCAUUCAUAAUGCUUUCCUAUGGACGCUGGCGUGCUUUCACUGUGAUUUUCACAGUGAGAAGCACGCAAGCGCCUCUAGCGGAUGUCAAUGAGACAGCCACUAGAGGAUUUGGAGGAAGGCUUAACCCAUUGAUAAACAUGUUUAUAAAAAAAAUGGGUUAACCCUAGACGGACCUGGCACCCAGACCACUUCAUUAAGCUGAAGUGGUCUGGGUGCCUAGAGUGGUCCUUUAAAUACUCCCCAUAUCCAGAAACUAGAUGCAGCACAAUAAUAACAAUAAUAACAAUAUACCGCAACAUUCCAAUACAGUUUUUUACAGUAAGUAAAUCAGCACGUGACAAACCACAUCCCUAAGGACCACAUGUCAGGUCAUCAUAAUGAAAAAGUGAUUGCAAUUCUAUCUACUGACAAAGAUGCAUUCUCAUCUAGUGAGUUUGUUCUCCUGACUUUAAUUAACUACAAGGACAUUUACUUAAAGGACCACUAUAGUGCCAGGAAAACAUACUCAUUUUCCUGGCACUAUAGUGCCCUGAGGGUGCCCCCACCCUCAGGGACCCCCUCCCACCUGGCUCUGGAAAGGGGAAAGGGGUUAAGACUUACCUUUUUCCAGCGCUGGGCGGAGAGCUCUCCUCCUCCGAUCCUCCUCUUCUCCUCCCCGUCGGCUGAAUGCGCACGCGCGGCAAGAGCUGUGCGCGCAUUCAGCCGGUCACAUAGGAAAGCAUUCAUAAUGCUUUCCUAUGGACGCUGGCGUGCUCUCACUGUGAAAAUCACAGUGAGAAGCACGCAAGCGCCUCUAGUGGCUGUCAAUGAGACAGCCACUAGAGGAAAUAGGGGAAGGCUUAACCCAUUCACAAACAUAGCAGUUUCUCUGAAACUGCUAUGUUUAUGAAAAAAUGGGUUAACCCUAGAAGGACCUGGCACCCGGCCACUUCAUUAAGCUGAAGUGGUCUGGGUGCCUAGAGUGGUCCUUUAAGUGAGAUUUCAAAGUUAAUUUUAAAAUCAAGGUCAGAGUAGCCAAAUUAGAAGAGCUUAGUUAGAGAAUUGUUUUCUAUUUUGACCUUAAAUUUGACAUUCACUUUGAAAUAACCCUGUACUCCAACCAUAAAACUAUGUAUGUCAAAUCACUGAAGUGGUCAUGGUUCUUGUAGUAAACCUUUAAGGAUCAAUGACUUUUUCCAAAAUGUAAUCUCCCACUCAGUUUGCAACAGAAACAAUAUAUGGAGCUACCAAGGGAAAACAGUACAUUGCUGCUUGUGUUAUUUAUGAGAAUUGCAGUUGUUUUGUAGUGUUGUAUGUGCAGUUGUGGGCUGUUAUAUUGUAUAUCUUCAUGAGUAGUUUGUGGUAUUGUGUAUGAUACUUGUGUAUGGAGGCUGCUUGUAGAACUGUGUGUGUGGAUGAUAUGGCACAUUGUGUGUUUGUUGGGACUGGGCUGGCCAGGUCAAGGGCAAUAGCUGCUGCACAUUACUCUACUCCAGUGUGGAUACCCAUUCACAAGUGCUGGGUAGAAGUGAUCUGGGAUCACUGCCUCUAAGUGGUGCAAUGCGUAAAUCGAGGAUUGUCCCUCACCACCUGCAAUCACCGCUCUGUUUGCACUAGCAGAUAUAUGAAGUCCCACCAGAACUCCUGAUAGGUCAGAGACUGUUUGUCUCUGGCAGCCUUGAAUGACAUGCAAAGGCACCUCGAGUGCAAUGCAUGGCACACGUGCCAUAGGUUGCUGACACCUGGCAUAGACUAUUUCAUACAACAUUUAAAACAUUUAUAAAACAUUGUUACAAUUCCAAACACCACUGUACACAGUUUUGUUUUUAAGUACAUUGAAUGGUCAUAAUGUGCAAGUUCUCAAGCCAAUAUCAAGUCAUACCUCGCAAUAUGUAUAAAACUAGUGAUUAGUGUAGGGAUAAAAAGUUUCACUUGCUCACUAGCCAUUAGCAAGUAACAAUUCAGCUGUUGCGAGUAGAAAUUCUCCUUUGGUGAGUGUCCUGCGUAAACACUCCAGGCUUACAGUGGCAAGUAAUCUUUAGAUCUGUCAGGUAGUGUAGGACUUGAAAUUUUGCAUCCUGAUUAGUGAAUCCACAUUUCAAUUUAAUAUAAGAGGUUCAACUAAAGUGUGAUAAGUAUCUUAUAAGACUGAUAUAAAUUAUUACAUACUGCUCAUAUUUCAAAAUACACUUCUGACAUGUUGGAUAAUACAAUACAACUGCAUGAGGAAUUAUGAAACUGGGCAGGUAGCUUUGUAUAGAUAUUGUUAUUUUGAUAUUGUGAUAUUGUAUAUGUUUACCUUUAUUGUCUGUAGCACUAUAUGGUUAGUAUAUUCCCAAUAUGCUUAUUUUAUUGAACGUAAGUCUUAUAAUGUUUUUUCUACUGUCAAAUCAAGUUAUCUGAACAGAAUGGCAAACCUUGAUCAUUGAACGUUCAUCUUGACAGCUAACUUAUUUUUUUAUUUUUUUUAGCUCUUCGUGUUAUCCAUCCUUUCAUGGCUAAUGUGCCAAGUUGUGCUAUCUCCUGUGCCACAAAAUGGAAUAUUUCAAUACAUUAAUGAUCACCAGGAUGAAUAUGUUCAGGUACAAAUUGUUCUCAUUUUACACAAAUUCAUUGGAUUACUCAACAAUACUUUAGUGUGAGUGUUGUCUACAUAUAUAAUCCAGUGUAUAACAAAAGAAGAGAGUAAGCAGUAAUUAACAAAUGGGGAUCAACCCUAAAAAGGGAGAAUCCCUCAAAACCCUUUUAAAAUACAGAAAAAGUGAUAAAGGAAAAGUAAGGGCUGCGCCAAAGUCCUAUAGCAAUAAAUAAUCUAAUAUAAAAAAGUCCAAAUAUAAGUGAAAGAGUCUAAAUGGUAUGAUCUUACUCAGAUCAGAUAAAGUGCUUGAUCGAGAGUAAUAUCCUCACUGUCUUUAUCCGGGCAGAUCCACACAUAUGAAAGACAAGAAAUAAGAGAAACCAAAUAGUGUAAUAUGUACAGCCCAAUAUAUUCGUAAUGUGGAAGAGAUGAUAAUAAACACACAUUUGUUAGAGCUAUAGCUAGCUCUAUUUUGAAGGGCGUACAGCAGUACAAUCCCUGCUUAUGGGAUAUGCAGUAUGCUUCUUCCGUCAGGGGUAUGUUCAAUACUCAGGAGAAGGGUAAAAAGAGAUAACUAAUAGUGCUCACAGAAUAAAACAGCAGUAGUAAGAUGAAUAAAAUAGUACUCAUAAGCAAAGAGCAGACUAACUACUCUUUGAUGACAGCGUUGGUGGUAUGAUCCCCACCUAAGAUUUCUUAAAGGACACGAUGUUUAAAAUGUCAGGUAAAAAUAAAAUCAGUAGAAAUUGUAUUAAAAGAUGAUUGGCACAGGUAGAGUGACCCAAAAAUCUUUAAUAAGCUAAAAUACACAAUAUAAAAUUCUACAAUGCAUUUCGCCUUCAGGGCCUCUUCAAAAUGGAAUAAAACAUAAUACCUGACAGUAUGGGUUUAAAUAGGGAUAGAAAUGAUUAGCAUUAACACCCAAACCAAGGUCAGUCGAUCAAAAUGCAUAUGCACGCUAUAUGUGACGGCUGCUAAGCCGCUUGGAAAGUAUAAUCGGGAAUAAGGGAGUGGAAAUAACCGGGAAUGACAAAGGCACGCUAGAAGCGUGCUGCCAAUAUCUAACUAUUGGCCAUAUUAUAGAAACAUAGAAUGUGACGGCAGAUAAGAACCAUUCGGCCCAUCUAGUCUUCCCAAUAUUUCAAAAUACUUUUAAUUAGUCCCUGGCCUUAUCUUAAGCCUAGGAUAUGCCUAUCCCACGCAUGCUUGAACUGCCUCACUGUGUUAACCUCUACCACUUCAGCUGGAAGGCUAUUCCAUGCAUCCACCAUCCUCUCAGUAAAGUAAUACUUCCUGAAAUUAUUUUUAAACCUUUGCCCCUGUAAUUUAAGACUAUGUCCUCUUGUUGUGGUAGUUUUUCUUCUUUUAAAUAUAGUCUCCUCCUUUACUGUGUUGAUUCCCUUUAUGUAUUUAAAUGUUUCUCUCAUAUCCCCCCUCUCUUGUCUUUCCUCCAAGCUAUACAUGUUAAGUUCCUUUAACCUUUUCUUGUAAGUUUUAUCCUGCAAUCCAUGAACCAGUUUAGUAGCCCUUCUCUGAACUCUCUCUAAAGUAUCAAUAUCCUUCCUAAGAUAUGGUCUCCAGUACUGCAUACAAUACUCCAAGUGAGGUCUCACCAGUGUUCUGUGCAAUGGCAUGAGCACUUCUCUCUUUCUACUGCUAAUACCUCUCCCUAUUCAACCAAGCAUUCUGCUAGCAUUUCCAGCUGCUCUAUUACAUUGUCUUCCUACCUUUAAGUCAUCUGAAAUAAUUACUCCUAAAUCCCCUGCCUCAGAUGUUGAGGUUAGUAGGGUAUCAAAUAUUCUGUACUCUGCCCUUGGGUUUUUACAUGCAAGGUGAAUUAUCUUGCACUUAUCCAAAUUAAAUGUCAGUUGCCACAGCUGAUCCAUCCUGGUACAUCAAACCUGUUGCAAAUAUUAGUAUCAUCAGCAAAAAGACAUACCUUACCAUCAAGACCUUCUGCAAUAUCACUAAUAAAAAUAUUAAAGAGAAUGGGUCCAAGUACAGAUCCCUGAGGUACCCCACUGGUAACUAGACCUUGGUUCAAAUAUACUCCGUUGACUACAACAUACUCCAAGAAAUCCUAGGUGGUGAUCAAACCACCAAUGCUGUCUUUAAAGAGCAGUUAGCCUGCUCUUCGCUUGUGAGUACUAUUUUAUUUAUUUUACUACUGCUGUUUUAUUCUGUGAGCACUAUUAGUUGUCUCUUUUUACUCUUCUCCUGAGUGUUGAACAUACCCCUGACGGAAGAAGCAUACUGCAUAUCUCAUAAGCGGGAAUUGUACCAUUGUGCGUCUUUCAAACUAGAGCUAGCUAUAGCUCUAACAAAUGUGUGUUUAUUACCAUCUCUUCCACAUUACGAAUAUAUUGGGCUGUACAUAUUACACUAUUUGGUUCCUCUUAUUUCUUGUCUUUCAUAUGAGUGGGUCUGCCCGGAUAAAGACAGUGAGGAUAUUACUCUCAAUCAAGCACUUUAUCUGAUCUGAGUAAGAUCAUACCAUUUAGACUCUUUCACUUAUAUUUGGACUUUUUUAUAUUGGAUUAUUUAUUGCUAUAGGACUUUGGCGCAGCCCUUACUUUUCUUUUACAAUCCAGUGUAUGUAUCUAUCUAUUUAUGAUACUCUUGCGCAGCAACAUUAUGUAAAUUCAAGAUAUGUCCAAUUAACUGACUCAAUGCACUUAUUUAAAAAAAUUGCUCAGCUCAGAGAUGUAGAGAUGUCUGGCGUCUUCUAUAGACCAAGAAUAGAUAAUAUUGAUUCUUCAGCUGCUUUUGAAACAUAAUUACAAUCCAUAAAAAUGUAAACAAAGAGACAGUUAGUACAAGUGCAUUUGUGAACCAAUAUUCAAAAAUUAAAGGGACACUAUAAGCAGCCAAAAAAAUUUAGCUUAGCGGGAACGCUCCAGACCCCUAACACUUUUUAGCUUGGUGAAAAGCUGUAUGUUUAACCCCUUAAGGACCAAACUUCUGGAAUAAAGGGGAAUCAUGACAUGUCACACGUCAUGUGUCCUUAAGGGGUUAAUGAGUCAGUUAUAUAUUUUUUUAAUUUUUCUGUUACUUCCUGGUUUGGUUAGCUCAGUUGAGCUAGACUCAAUAGGCAGCAAUUGUUCAGGGCAUCUGCCUUGUAAAGACUUCUUAUUGCGCGGCAUUGAAAAGUGUGUGAUUGGACAGGCACAGAAGUUGGGGUGGGGUGGGGUGGGGUUAGAAGUGGAGGACAUGCAAAGACUCCCAAACUUUGAUUACACUCAACCCUAUACCCCCCUAACCACUAACCUAAAUCCUUCUAAUGCUAACCCAACCCUAAAAAGGCUACCCAACCCUAACCCUCCAUCCAUUCCAACUUUACCUAAACAUUAGCAGUUAGCAUUUACAGGUGGAUAUUUAUUGUCUCUAGUACCAUAUACUGUACAUAUGGCAUUACUAGAAAACAAUGCCGUACCGAACAGAUCUAUUUAAAAUGAAGGAUAUAACAGCCCGAUCACCUUACAAAUGGGCCUAUAGGUAGUAUUUAAGUCCCCAAUACAUGGCAAUUAACAUUAUCUAUUACAUUUAUUUCAUAUUUACAUUUUUAGAACUAUUGAUAUGCUGCCUUUUUUUAGUCGAAGAACUUCUAAACUCUUGUCUAUUUUCACACUGAUAUUGAGAUAUAACACUUGGACAAUGUGGGAUAACACUUUCUCAUGUAAGGCUCUUCACAGUGCUAUCUCCCUUGCAUGCAUCCUACAGGAAUAAUAUGCCUAUUUGUUCUUGCACAUUAAUUUCCUAUUUCAUUGCUCAAGAAUGCUAAUGAAUAUCUUGAACCAGGUCCGCAAUGACAGUAAAUGGCAGAAUUUGUAUUUUUCUCUCUUGAAAUCUUUUUUUUUAAAUGUGAUUAGGCAUGAGAAUAAUAAAGAGCAAUGCAGGAAUAGGUAGGUUCAUACAUAUCUAUCAUACAUCUGAUGCAGUAACAGGUAAGAGUUUUAAAAUAGGGAAAUAUUACCAGAAAACUAUUGCAGGGACAUGGUCAAUUGAAAAUAUUUUUGAUAAUUACAACAUUGUUGCAUCUUAUGUAGCGAUUGAAGGACUGGGUGGCCGUAGAAAGUGACUCUAGUGAUCCAGAAAAAAGAGACUUGGUUAACCAUAUGAUGCAGCUCACUAAGGACUUCAUUGUCAAGCUUGGUGGAAAGGUCGAGAUGGUUGAACUUGGAGAGCAAGAGGUUUGACAUAUUGUAUAUAAAUUUGUGUUUGUUUGUUUGUUUUUUAAGCCAACCUCCUCAAUGGAGUAAAACUGUGAACUAUUUGAAAUAGGCAAUGAAAUCAGAAAUAUAUAUCAUUUUAGUAACUUGUCUGGGGCAAGAGCCAUAUUACAACACGUUCUGAUUUUCUUUUAUGGUAUUUUAAUAUGGACCUCUUAGACUAUAGUUGUCCAAUUGGUAGCACAUGAGCCAGAUGCUUUUGAAUGAUAAAUAUCCUUCCUCAUAUAAGAAACUCCCCACACCCUACCCCCGCCCCCCCCCCCAAAAAACCCCGGUGUAAUAUGCCUUAUGGAAAGGGUUCUCACACUCUUUUGUAUUCAUAUUUAUGCAACAAUAAAUAGUUGGAUGUUCUUGGAUACUAUGUCAGUUUUAACACAUCAAAGGUCUGGUUUUAAAAGAUAAAUAUAUGAUUAUUCCAAAUUUAUAUUUCCAUAUAUUUAUUUUAGCAUCCGUCAGGGAAGAAAAUCAUUUUGCCUCCAGUUAUUCUUGCAGAGAUUGGGAAUGACCCAAACAAACCUACUGUCUGUUUUUAUGGACACGUAGAUGUUCAAUCUGCAAAGAAAGAAGAUGGGUGGUUAACAGAGCCAUACACUGUUGUAGAGAAAGAUGGUAAGUCUAUAAGCGUUGGCCAUACAGCUAUUGUUGUACUGCAAGAUCCAUAUUACAGAAAACUGUACAGAUGGACGCACACAGUCUAUAAGUAUCUUAGCAUCUUCAAACACCAGUCAUGUGAACGUUUUACACAUUUAUCUUUUGCUGGUAGUGCAUCUAUAUUUGUGUUUUCUUUUCUAUUUAAAUUGUACGUACCUAGCUCAACCUCUGGGAUAUUGCCAGCUUCCAACAGCAUCUGGCGAUUGAGCCUAAAGUAAAACUUGAGGAAUCACUGAAAUUGAAACAUAAUUAAAAGAUAAACAAAAACAGAGACCACUACUGACACAUGAAUGAGUUGUAGUGUGUGUACGAGUUUAGUGUGUGGGGGUGCUGUGUGUUGGGGAGGUAGCGGUUCAGUGUGUGGAAUGUACUGUGUGUGUAGGAGUUCAGUUUGUGGGGGUGCUGUGUGUGUGUGUGGGUGGUGCUGUGUGUGUAGGGGGACACCUUUAAUCGGGGAGAGGCGGGAUAACUACUUUUCAAUCCCUGGUGGUCGAGUGGUGGUGCAUGCAGUUCAGCCUGCAGCUCUUCCCGCGAGUAUGAGGCUGUAUCGAAGCAUUGCCAUGGCAACGUGUGACAAUGCUCCGACCUGCCUGCUCAUGGGAGGAUCGUUCUGCCUCCCAUUGUCCUGGCUCCCUUCUUCCCUCUGCAGUGGCAAACUGCCAGUGAGGGAGAGGGUGACCAGACAUCCCAGUUUUAACAGAAACUUUCUCGGGACGCGGGAAAUAUCGCCAGAAACCGGGACUAUUGGUAAAACCGGGACGUCUGGUCACCCUGUGAAUAAGACAUCUGCCAUUGGCACUGACUCAUGUGAGCAUUUCAAGUGUUUGGGAAAUCACAAAACCCCCACCGAAACAGAAUUGUGCGAUGGAAAAAAGAGCAUUUUGUCUGUUUACGUGACACAAACCUUAGAAGUGUUUGCAAGUUAUUGUUAUUGUACUCUCUGAAUCAGAGAAUGGCUGCAAUAUGAUGAAAUGAUAGCCUGAUGUGCAUAGAUUUAAAAAAAAAAUAGACAAUAAAGAAGAGCUACUAAUGACUGCAGCAGGUAAAGAAAGUAAGUACUUGCUCUAAACCAGGCCACCAAGGCUGAAUGUUUUCUUUUCCUGUGAACUAAGGGUAUUUAGUUUUUUGAUUUAUGUCCCUUGUAAAAAAAAAAAUGCAACAUCAUUGAAAAUGUAGAAUAGUGGUGCGGUUUCUAUAUUUUAUCUCUGGAAGUGUAGUGUUUCAAGCUACAUAUCCAGACUCCUAAAAUCAUGACCAUUUCAAAAAGGUGGCUGGAGUAACCCUAAUGAUGCUUUUAAGAGUAUUUCAGGAUCGGUUUUAGGAAAGUCAUCAUCUGCAUAGAGGCCAGAUUUUUUUUUUUUUUUUUUUUUAUUCUUUAUUUUUCCAUCUUGGCGGACAAAAUGAUACAACUUUAAUUUACAGGCUUUCGCAGAAGCCAUAGAGUACGUCAUGUACAUGUACUUCAUUUCAAAUAAGACAUCCUGUAACUAAGCCUUCUAUACAUUAUUGCUAUCAUCGUCUCUGUCCGUCAAGGAUUUUUGUAUUUUUUUUUUUAAUAAACAAAAGUAAACUCAAGAAAGCAAGUAGAUUUAACCUUCCAUUUCACACAUUGUUAGCAAUUGCUACAUUGAACUUAAUAUCUGCAUCUAUAAUGACCAAGUAUCAACGAUUGGGCUUACGCAGAAGCCAAAGUAUGGGUAACCUCUUAACAGUCACAUGAACUUCAACCUUUACAGUAUGUGUUCGUAUUUAAAGGAUCCAUGGGGGUUAUCCUCUUUAAAGGAUUUUUAAUAGUGUAAUUCCCCAGUAUAGUUUAUCGGUUUGUCUAGGAUACUUAGGUGUGGGAGAGAGACGUCCCUGGCCCAGCGGUAAUUUGAGGUCUACCGUUGGGCUAUAUGAUGUUUUAUAUAUCGUGUAAGUCCUGUGUCGUUAUCAAUAUAGCUAUAUUGUUAUUAUCUAGUCCGUAGUUUGAUGUUUGUAGGUCUUUUGAUAUACGUAUAGGGUUAUUGAUUCGAGGUUUAUCUGGGGUACCUAGGGUUCCCUUUACGUUCGUUACGUUGACCUUGUCUGAGGAGGUUGGUAUGCAAAAUAAGUAGCGGAUAUGAAAUGGAUUUUCCCCGUAUAGGCGCGGGGAAAGAAAAGAGAAGAAUUAAGAAAAAAGAAAGAAGGGGAGACUGAGAAAGUGGUAUAAGGUAAGGGAGGAUUGUGUGGUGGCUGCAGUGACCUAGAGGUGGCUAGGGAGGUACGUGAAGAAGGCGGCGGGGGGGGGGGCAGCAGGUUCAUCCCGAUCUCGCUAGGCCAGGUGUGUCGGUUGGAUCUCUGUGUAGGAGGGUUCUGCCACUGGUUUAGCUCUACUGCAAGGACCCCUUUACAUCUUUCGUUUGUUCCUAUCUGUCCUCUCUAGAACCUAUUACACUGUUAUCCCAUGGUUCCCAGAGUUUUAGAAAUGUUUCUGUCGACCCCUUUACUCUCGCUGUUAAGUCGUCCAUGAUCCUACAUUCGCGGAUCCUGGAUAUCACUGUCGGAAACUCGGGUGAGUCUGGUGAAAGCCAUCUCGUCGCUAUUGUUUUCCUUGCGCUCAGGGUUAUUUUAUGGACUAGUUUCUGUUCUCUCUUGGUCCAUCCGUCCACUGAUCUGUUUAGGAGGUAUACCCAUGGAUCUCUGGUCAGGGGUUUAUUAAAUGUUUGUUUCAGUAGGUUUUCUGUCUCUUUCCAGAAUCCAAGAAGUUUGGGGCAUUCCCACCACAUGUGAAGGUAUGUACCUCGGGCUCCACAUCCCCUCCAGCAAUCAUCGGUAUCCGUUUUAUGCAUUUUAUAAAGUUUUACUGGGGCUGUGUACCACCUAAACAUGGUCUUCCAUGUUUGUUCUUGUAGCGUAACGCAUAUGGAGGCGUUUUUAUUUGCUUCCCAAAUUUCUUGCCAUUCUAUGCCUUCUAGUUCUUCUCCUAGUUCUAUCUCCCAUUGGUCGGUGUAAGAUAGUCUCCCCCAUUCUUUGGUUUCUGUGCUAAGGUGGGCGUGCAUUAGGGUUAUCAUGCCCUUGGGGGUCCUUUCGUGAAGGCAUAGUUUCUCAUAGAACGUCAUAAUUCCCUGAGCUGCAGCCUUUAUGUGUGGUUUCCUAGCGAAGUCUCGAAUUUGUAUAUAUCUAAAGAAAUCUGCGGGAGUCAGAUGGUUAUCUUGUUGGAGGUCCGUAAAUUGGAUUAAGUUCCCAUUAUGAUAUAAUUGAUGGAUCCGUUGUAGACCCGUUCUCUCCAAGUUUCGGAAAUCUUUAGGGGCCAUACCGGGUUGGAACUCUCUAUUUCUUAGAAUUGGAGUCAAUGGAGAGGGGGAGGUCGCUAGUCCGUACUUGGUUCUGUUUUUGUCCCAGAUUUGGAGCGAAUUAAGUAUGGACGGGCAAGUCACUCGUAUCAGGGGUCGAUAGUCUUUCGGGAUCCACAUAGUGAACUGGGGGAUGUCCCAUCCCACCAUCAUGGAUUCUAUUUCGACCCAUCUCCGCUCUUCCGGAGGGGAAUGCCACAUAGCUAUCUGUGUUAGUUGGGCUGCAAGAUAAUAGAAGUAUAGAUUUGGGAGGCCCAGUCCCCCUCUUUCUUUUCGUCUGUAGAGUAUCUGUUUUGAUAUCCUGUGCCUCUUGUUCUGCCAUAUGAAGUCAGCUAUCGACCGUUGAAGUGGGUUCAGUUGUGCUUUGGUGACAUGAAUUGGGAGAGCUUGGAAUAAGAAUAGAAUCCUCGGGAGGACGUUCAUUUUAAUAGAGUUAAUUCGUCCUAUCCAGGAGAUAGGUUUAUCAGACCACCUUUCUAAGUCUCCUAUCAACUUCCUAAUUAGGGGGUCAUAGUUCUCGGAGUAGAGGUGUGUCGGGUCAGUAGUUAGGUGUAUACCCAGGUAUUUCAUAGACUCUCUUUCCAUCCUGAUACGGUAGGUCAGUUGUAUGUGAUUUAUGUCUGUCUCAGUCAUGCCAAUCGGCAUAGCACUAGAUUUUUGCAUGUUGGCCUUAUAGCCAGACCAUUCCCCGUAGUCCUUGAUAACAUCUUGGAGGGCCGACACAGACGUCGAUGGGUUCGUGAUGGUCAAAAGAACGUCGUCUGCGUAUGCUGAGACUGUAAACUUUUUGUCCCCUACUCGAACUCCUUCAAUGUCUGGAUGUUGUCUAAUCGCUUGCAUCAAAGGCUCUAGCGCUAGUACAAACAGGAGUGGGGAGAGUGGGCACCCCUGCCUAGUGCCAUUGUAGAGUCGAAAAGGCGUCAUCGGGGCACCAGUGAUCUGUAUCUGUGCUCUCACCUCAUGAUACAUUGCUUUUGUAGUAGUUAUAAAUUCUUUCGGGAACCCUAGGUGGUUUAGUACCGCAAAGAGGAAUUGCCAUCUCACCCUAUCAAAGGCCUUUUCUGCAUCUAUAGAAACCACUAGGGUAGGGAUUUUAGAUGUCACUUGUUUCCAGAUUAGGUCAAUAUUCCUUCUGGUAUUCUCAAACAGCUGUCUGCCCUGAAUAAAGCCUACUUGGUCGGCAUGGACGAGUGAGUUUAGUAGCGGAUUUAACCUGUCAGCUUGUAUUUUUGCUAUUAUUUUUAGAUCUUGAUUAAUCAAUGAUAUGGGUCUGUAGUUUCCUGGUUGGAGUGUGUCUUUGUCAGGUUUAGGGAUCAAUACUAUGGUAGCUAGGGUCAUGUCUGGAGGGAGGAGUCCCCCCUGUUUCAUGUAGUCAAAGAGUUUCAUUAGUUGGGGUGUAAGUUCUUCUUUGAAGGUUUUGUAGUAUGUACCUUCGAACCCAUCCGGGCCUGGAGCUUUGUUACCUUUCAAGGUAGAUAUGGCUCUAUGUACUUCUUCCUCUGUAAUUUCGGCUGACAAAUUGGCCACCGCGUCUCUCCCUAGUUUGGGCAGGUCGAGGUUAUUUAAGUAGCUGUUAAUAUGGUCUUCUUCACUUCCGUCAGGAGUGUGUGCGUCUGGUGUGUGGUUGUACAGUUUUUUGUAAAAGUCUUCAAAGACUUUGGCUAUCUCGUCUGGUCUUGAUUUCGUCGUUCCAUCCGGAUGUUUGAUGGCCGUGAUGUGGGAUCGUUCUUGUCUAGGUCGCAGUGUUCGGGCCAGAAGUGAGUCCGUCUUAUUGGAUUUCUCGUAAUAAGUCCGUUUCGUCCAGAUCAUGGAUUGAGCGGUAUCGUCCAGUAGGAGUGUGCGGAUGUCUCUCCGAACCGCUACCAGUUUCUUAUAGAUCUCAUUGUCGGGUGUUGCUUGAUGUUUCUGUUCAAGAUUUCUUAAUUGAUCCAACAGGGUCUCCAGUUGUUUAUGUUUCAUCUUCUUCUUCCUAGUGGCUAGUUUUAUAAGGGUCCCUCUUAUAACAGCUUUAUGGGCCGCCCAUAUUGACCCUGCGCUAACAUCUGGGGUAUUAUUUGUGGUGAAGUAUUCCACUAUUUCAGUCCGUAUCUGUUCUUUGAGUUCCGGGUCUCUCAGUAGGGAUGUGUUUAGUCUCCACGUCCACGGCGAGGCCAAACAUAAGUUUCCCAGUGUAAUGGACACGUCCGCAUGGUCAGACCAUGAUAUAUUGCCAAUCGCCGAACCUGUAAUCCUGGGCAUGCCUGUCGCGUUAGUUAGGAAUAAGUCUAUCCUGGAGUAUGUGCCAUGAGGUGUUGAGUAGAAGGAGUAGUCCCUGUCUCCUGGGUGGUGCGCUCGCCAUACAUCUGUUAAGCCCACGUCUAGUAUAAAUUUUUUGAGCAGUCGGUCUUGUCCCCCCCUGCCAUGGGAUCUCGGUGUUCCGUCUUUAGUGCUCCUGUCCGCUGCCGGACAUGGGGUGGCGUUGAAGUCUCCUCCCAUAUAGACCAUGCCAUGUGGAAGUAAGGAGAUUUUCUCUCGGAGGGUGGUCCAGAACGAGGGGUCUGGUUGGUUAGGGGCAUACACGUUGACCAGGUGUAUGGUAUGUGAGUACAAGAUGCCCGAUACUAUAAUGUAUCGGCCGUCUGGGUCUGUUUCAUGGGUCGUCUUGCGAAAAGGGCAGCUGUUUCUGAUCAGAAUAGCUACUCCGUUGCGUUUGCAUUGUGAUCUUGCUUCAAAUGAUCCUCGAAAGAUGUGGUCUUUUAGGUUUACAUUGGCUUGUUUCGAUAGGUGGGUUUCCUGGAUGUAGGCAAUAUCCGUCUUCAGUCUCUUUAGUUCCUUAAACAUAAGGCGGCGUUUCUUAGGAGCAUUAAUUCCUUUAACAUUCAAUGACGUGAUUUUAAUAAUCGCGACGUGUUUGGUUAGGUCUUUUAUAGCCGUUCGGGGACCCGGGUUCUUCCACGUCUGGCUCAGUGUCAUGUCUUGCGCCUCCCCGGGCACCCCUCCGCCUCCACCGCUCCUCCAGGUCGCACCACACAUAAAUAGGAAAGAAAAGAGAGGAUAGUAAAGAAGAAGAAGAAGAAAGACAUCCGAAUCGAGUCAGAUGUAUAGAUGUAGAAACUCUGGUCUUACUCUUUGCCAGGGUUUUUCUGGGAGCAUGUUCCUUCAUCCCGUCCACGGUCAACGUAAGAAGGGAUUAGGGAUAUGUGGGUUCCGUCACGCUUGUGCCUACACAAUUUAAGUUGACCUCUUAUUUCUCUUAUCUGAGGUAGUAUAUGACUAGGGGUUUGUCCUAUCGGGACCCCUCUAUCAGUCUUUCCUGGUUAUUGAUGUGUGGGUGUUUGGGGGGCGCGAUCAGCAGGGUUCUUUCCGUCCCUGAUCCCCCUCCCCCCGCCCCGUAUCCCCUCCCUCUCAAGGCGGGACUCUCCAGUUCCUACGCUUUCUCUCAGGCGUUCAGUCCAUGAGGUCGCGUUGUAAUUGUCCAGUGUUUCUUCCCAAGGUGUUUAUCCGACCACCCCCCUUUUUUCUUCCAAGUGGUUAGGUGUGAGGAUAUAUAUAUACAGGAAGUGCUACCCUGACCGUUACAAUCCUAUGCGUCUAUUGUGUGAUGUUGGUGUUCGUGGGAUCACGGGUUGGUAGUGUCAGUAUGGUCAUGCAUGUGAGGGUAUAACCGAUUUGUCCUGGUUCCUAUCGGGGGUACUUCCCAUGUAGGGAGGGUCGCCUGGUAGGUGGUUAGGAGGACAGGCUCAGAGGGGAUCGAAGACAGAUUCAGCGUCUUAGUGGUCCUAGAAAAUAAUUAAUUAUAUAUUUAUUGUUUUUUUUAUUUUUAUUUUUAUUUUUUUAUUUAUUUUUUUUUUUUCCUUUUUUCUUCCCCUCCUCUUUUCCUUUUUCUUUUGGGUGUAUGUGUGAAAUUUUGUAAGAGUAUGGUCCCCCCUCUUUCUCUGCUAUAUAUAUGUAGUAUCAGGGGUGAUAGAUGUUGGGAGCCUGCCACUGUAUAGAGGGAGCAUGGUGUCGCGGGAGAAGGAUCUCCGAGGAAAACCACGGGACGGGGAGGGGGGGGGAGAUCGAUGAGAUCAUUACAGCGGUAGGGUUUUAGAUAGGACUAAAGAAUGGUACCCGACAUGGGUAAGAGUCUGGGGUGGUUAUAACUUGGGUAAAGUAUAGGUAACCGAAACGAUUUUCACUUCUAUCUAUCUAAUGUACCCCAGCAUAACAUUACAUCUGUAUAAAACAUCAAGAACUCUCCUUUCCCCCCUCCCUCCCCCUUUUUUUUUUUCUUCCUUCUCCCUUUUUUUCCCCUUUCCCCCCCGUACAGCAGGAAGAGGAUCGUGAAUAUUAACAUCGUUCAGGAUAUCAAGGGAUAUGCAAUAUUACUGUGGUUCAGAGAAAUAAUAACGAGAUGAUGUAGAGUGAUGCAGGCCUACACGCCAAAAAAAUUAGGCGGAUCCGGUUCCCAUCAGGCCUGGGUGUCAAUGAAGCCUCCACCUUGGUAAAAAGUCCCGGGGGCCCCCACAGCCUGUGGGAUCAGCUGUCAGGUUGAGUCCUGCAAAGGGCUGCUUGAAGCCUAUUGCGGUACCCCCCACAGCCCUCCCAAAGCAAGUCGUGAGGGGGUCAGACCCAUUCCCGUAUUAGCCUCCUCGACAAUUUAAAGUAGGACACUGGCAUGUAUCAUAAAGUAACAUAAUAUUGAACCUACAGUUAAAACAAGAAUGGAGGAUUGGCUGAAAGGGGGACUAGCCAGGGCAGGUUUCGAUGUGACUCCCUUUAGAGUUCCAGUCAGAGUACGAUAAAAGGGGGUUAGUGUCGGCUCUCAUCACAGCGGGGGGAGAACUAAUUUAAACUGAACAGUCUCCGUGGAAUAUGAGGUGGGGUAGAAGGUGGUGGAUGGUGUUGUGUGAUGUGUGAUUAUACGAUACCCACAGUGCUUCAGCGAUGGCCUCUAGCUCCGACUUCUUGCCACUCUGUCUGUAGUUGUUGGAGCUCGGUAGGGUGCAGAGAGAUAUCUGGAAGUCGGGGGGGUGGUUGUAGGCCGAGGUUCCUAAAGAAGCGUUGGGGAUCCCCUCCCGGCAUCAGGAUGUGUGAGCGGUCUCCCCGGAACACCAUAAGCUUGAAGGGGAAUCCCCAGGCAUAUUUCAGACCUGCGUCUCGUAGGGCUGCUGUGAUAGGCCUCCACUCUCGUCGUCGUUGAAGUGUCGACGGUGCCAGAUCCUGGUAUAAGGAUAAUGUGGCCCCUGCGUACCGUAACGGUGCAUCCCGGCUUUUCCCCAUCAGCGCUUCCCUCGUGCUGUAGUAUAGGAAGCGGACGAUUACGUCCCGCGGGGUGUUGGUGUCGAUCUUCUGUGGUCUCAGGGCUCUAUGUGCUCUUUCCAUGUGCCACUGUUCCUCCGAUAAGGCGGGUAGGAGAGGCUUCAGGGCAGAGAGUAGUAUCCCCUUUAAAUCCUCGUCUUUCUCCUCAGGGAGGCCCCGAAUGCGGAGGUUAUUUCUCCGUGACCGGUUGGCCAUAUCUUCUAAUGUUAGGUCGGUUUCCACCAGAUGUGAGGUCAUACGGUUUACUCGAUCUAUAAGCGCAUUGUGGGCUAGCGUUGUGGUCUCCAUGCGCUCUUCCAAGAUGGCCGUGCGUUUUCCCAGGGCCCCUAUCUCUGCUUGGAGAAUUGCCGUUGAGUUGGCUAUUUCUCCUGCCAAGAAGGCCCUGACUUCAGCGAGUUUGGCCAAAACGGUAUCUUGGUCAUGGAGUGGGGCAUCCCUGGUCGCCUUCGGUGAUAUUUGUGGGGAGCUCCCGUCGCCAUCUUGACUUCCUGCACGGCCUUGUUUGUGUAUGGGGAAGUGGUCUAGGACGGAGCUGGAGGUCCCAAUGUCGGCCGUUUUUUCCCCCUGCUUCUUAGGGGGUCUCUUCUCCAUGUCGGAGGUUCCCGUGAGGGGUAGUUAGACGAUUUUUGAGGUCGCUUUUGAAUGCUUUAGGCACAGUUGCUGCGGAGCUCUACCGAAACACGUCCAGUCUCAUUGACGGCUCGGUCACGCCCCCCAUAGAGGCCAGAUUUAUAUUCCAGUUUUUCAGUUCCAUGAAAUUUUUGGAGAAUAGCUAAUGGCAUUUUUCAGAGAGUGAAUAUAACUGGGGAUACAGUGGUGCUCAAAAGUUUGCAUACCCUUGGAGAAUUGGUAAUAAUUGUACAAUUUAUAAAGAAAGCAUGAGUGAGCAGGUAAAACACAUUUCUUUUAUUUCUUAUGGGCUUCAUAUUCAACUGUAAGUUUUAACAGAAUGGCACAAUCAUAAAACAAAACAUGGCAACAAAUAAAAAAAAAAAAACGACACAUUUUCCAAAGUCUGCAUGCCCUUAGUUCUAAGUACUGUGUAUUUCCCCCUUUAGCAUUAACAACAGCGUACAGUCUUUUGCAUCAGUUGUCCAUGAGGCCCCUAAUUCUUGCAGAUGGCAUAGCUGCCCACUAGUCUUGGCAAAAUACCUUCAGGUCAUGCAAUGUCUUUGGUUGUCUUACAUGAACCGCACAUUUGAGAUCUCGCCAGAGUGGCUCAAUGAUAUAGAGGUCAUGAGACUGUGAUGGCCACUCCAGAACCUUCACCUUUUUCUGCUGUAACCACUGGGGGGUCAACUUGGCCUUGUGCUCAGGGUCAUUGUCAUGCUGGAAUGUCCAAAAGCGUCCCAUCGCAGCCUUCCUGCAGAAAAAAUGCAAAUUGUCUGCCAGCAUUUUCUGACAACAUGCUUCAUCUUGCCAUCAAUUUUCAUUAGAUUCCUCGUGCCUUUAGAUUUCACACCCCCCAAAAACAUUAGUGAGCCACCUCCAUGCUUCACAGUGAGGAUGGUAUUCUUUUCACUAUAGGCCUUGUUGACCCUUCUCCAAAUAUAGCGCUUAUGGUUGUGACUAUAAAGCUCUAUUUUGGUCACGUCACUCCAAAUUACAGUGUGCCAGAAGCUGUGAGGAGUAUUAAGGUGUUGUAGGGCAUAUUGUAACUGGGCUUUUUUGUGGCAUUGGGGCUAUUGUUGAAAUAUUGUCACAUUGUGCUCCUUGAAACAACCACACCGUGUCUUUCAAGAGCAGCCUGUAUUUCUCCGGAGGUUACCUGUGGGUCUUUCUUUUCAUCCCAAACAAUUCUUCUUUCAGUUGUGACAAAAAUCUGCCUGACCUUGGCUCAAGAGAUCCACACAUUUUCCACUUCUUAAUAAGUGAUUGAACAGUACUGACUGGCAUUUUCAAGGCCUUGGAUAUCUUUUUAAAUCCUUUACUGUCUUUAUAAAGUUCCAUUACCUUGUUAUGCAGGUCUUUUUUUUAAUUCUUUAUUUUAUUUGUGCAUAUAACAAUCACAUCAGGCUUACAAUGCCACAACAGCUAGGGUAAGCAUUUUUGUUAACAUGGUAUUACAUGAGUGAGGCAUUAGCGGUUACUGCACAUUUUUUAUAUAUUAAUGUUGCUUGUCAAGGAAUUUUUCUAUUCUGCUUAAAAGGAAAGGUAAGGUACGAGAUUAGACAGAGCAUAAUAGCAUACAUUUAGCACUAGAGAUUGAAGCAUUGCUAUUGCAGAGUAUGCACAGGUAGUAGGUAAAUACUGUGAGGUUUACUGUAAGAGUAGUACAAGCGAGGUAUGCCACCCUGAGUGAAAUUUAGUAGCAUGUGCUAGUGUGAAGAUAUUUGGGACAACUGGCCCAGACAGCAGAUAAAGUACACGUUCAGCAGAAAUGUCAAUCUUAGCAUACAAUUAGGUGAAGAAGGGAUGAUUUCUCCUGGCUGUGUGUGAUGUGAGUGUGAGUUAGAUGACCCUCUAUGCACUCAGCCUAUGCCCGACAUGGGCAGGGUACAAUACCAGGUAAUGGGGUGGAUUAGGAGGCAUAUUGACCCAGACAAAAUCGAUACAGAGUCCAUGUUAUAUGGUUUCUUCUUCGAUAUCCCCUGCUCUCCUCUCCCUGGUUUAUCCUGCUUGAUUUUCCAGCUGCCGGCUCUAUAGGCACCCCUUGCCGAUGCAGGCCUGCGCUUCCCGCCUUCCAUGCUCCGCCGACCUGGUCUUCUCCGCCAUUUUCGCACUGUCUUUGUGCCACGCCAAGUUUGAGGCUGCCGGAGACCGGGUUUUGGUGGGUGAUUCUGCGAGGUUUGUAGGUCGGGUACCGGUUGUCGGAGGGACAGCAUCCCCCAAAAGUCAGAAAGAAGUUUGUCCAGGAAGGACAGCGUUCUGGACAUCAAACCUCCAUAGCCAGGCGUGGGGUCUUCGGAAUCCGCCAUAUUAGGUCUACCAUGUGUGGCAUCAUUGCCGUCUGAGUCAGGUUCGCACAGCCCCAGUAAAGUGAGUGAGCCUCCAGGGUGGGGACCGGGAUCUCCCCCGCCGGUCCAUAGGGGGGGGUAGCAGGGCACCAUCAAGAUUUGGAUGUAGGUCCGCCUGAGCUUGGCUGGGAGAGCGGCCGCCUCUCCCUUCCACUAUGCUUGCUAGGCCUCAGUCCAGCCCGUUGAGGGCUUAGUCUGGACGGCUGCUGUUAACCGUUCAAAGCCAGUCACCUUUCACCUGACGUUCAAGCUUCGCAGGCUGUCUUAGAGAGAGCACCGGGACUACGGGUAAGCGGCUUAGUUUCACUGAUUUGCCUGGAGCACUCUGAAAAUGCAUCCAGCCGCCAUUACAGUCAGGCCCCGCCCCCAUGCAGGUCUUUUGACAGUUCUUUUCUGCUCCCUAUGGCUCAGUAGCUAGCCUUCUCAGUGCAUCCAUGUGAGAGCUAACAAACUCAUUGACAAUUUAUACACAGACAAUAAUUGCAAUUUAAAAGGCCACAGGUGUGGGAAAUUAAUCUUUAUUGUCAGUUUAACCUGUGAGUAUCACCUUGUGUGUUUGUAACAAGGCCAAACAUUCAAUGGUAUGUAAACUUUCGAUCAGGGCCAUUUGGGUGAUUUCUGUUAUCAUUAUGAUUUUAAAAAGGAGCCAAACAAUUAUGUGAUAAAAAAUGGCUUCAUAUGAUCACUAUCCUUCAAUAAAAUAUUUUUUUUUUGCAUUAUCAGUCAUAUUUUUUCAAAAUCAAUGCAAAAUUUCACAAUUUCUGCCAGGGUAUGCAAACUUUUGAGCACUACUGUAAUUGAAAUUUCUGCACUGCAUAUUUUGUUAGAACAACAUCCAUGUAUCAUUAUAAUUUAAAGGCAGUCUCUGGGCAUCUAUAACCAUUUCUCCUCACUGAAGUUGUUAUUGUGCCUGGAAUUCUCUAUCGCAGCCCUACUUUCAGUGUUAAACCACUUUCAAAUGGUUUAACGCUAAAUAAGGAUUUCUGGCCAUCCAUAGCCCAGCCACAACUAGCGGUAUCGCUAAGGCAAAGAUUACACUCUUCUUUAGAUAUACCAAUUCCUAUUCAGUUAAGUCAGUUGACACUCUCAUCCAGUCAUUAUUGCCCAUUGCUUCAUUUAGCAUUAAACCAUUAGGAAAAACAAUGAAUGGAGGAAUGAGGCCAUAGGACUCCAGGCACUAUAAGUAUGUCAAUUACAUAAAGUAGUUAAACUGCCUAGAAAGUCCCUUUAAAGGGUUACUCCACGCAACAUGACUACUUAAGUGAUUUGAAGUGGUCAUGGUACCUGGAGUCUGUAUAUGAAUCGCUUGUUUUCAAACUCUAUAAAAUAACUCUACUUGGUCCUUGCUGUUGCCACACAGCUCCCCAUUCUUCGCCGACACUGCACCUACACAAGCCACCCCUUUUCAUUUGACCGACAAUGAAUCUUGAGCUGCCAUGCCCAAGCAUUCGGCUGAUGCGGAAUGCUCAUGUAUUAGAGGGUUGGCACGUUGAUGUAGGAGGAAUCUAUGACGCGGAACGCUUGAUUCUACCAUAUUUAAAGUCAAAACGUUAGUUUCUACACACGUUUAUCCAAUUAUUAUUAAUCAUUCCAAUGGUUCCCCAAUUAAUCAUUACAGACUUGAGCCAAUUUGAAUGCUUCUAUAACCUCACUUUCUUGCCCUGUCGUGAUCUAAGUAGCCUGAGAGUGCGUUAUAGUAUUCAGUGUAUUUUCUGAUUUUGACUUGGCUCUGUUGUUUGACAAUUUUAUUUCUCGAGAAUCCCUGACCUUGGCUUUGUGUAGUCGAUUAUCCUACUCUAUGGUCCGGUAAUAUGUGCUGUAUCUAUUUAAGUAGUAGUUGCCUCUUGCUUGCAUGUUGGGGUAGUACCAUAAAAAAGUGAAAUUUAGGCUUCUUCUAAAAACUGGAUAAUGUUUAACUGAUCUCGUUUGUGUUUUCUAUUGUUAUGAAGGUAAUCUGUAUGGCAGAGGUACCUCCGAUGAUAAAGGACAAAUUCUGGCAUUAUUGCAUGCUGUGGAAGCAGUUAACACAAUUGUACGUAAAAAACACUUAGUAACCUGAAACAAAAACUAUGUACUCUGGUAAAUGUAAUUACAUUUUAACCCAAAGAAGUUAAGGACAUUUCCAACAUUCUAUAUUAAGCAAUGAGGUUGUACAUUCCACAUAAUAUGUUUUUUUGGUGCAUAAACCAGUAUGUGAUCAAUUCAGAAAUAAGUAACUGCCCUUUAGUCUUGUGCAAAAGAGUCAGAUAUUAUUUACUUUGCCCCUUCAUUCUAUCUAUUUUCUCACUAAUGCAAUAUGGGCCCCUACUUAAAAGUAGUUAUCAACAAGUACUUAUUUUGACCCAGCAGAAAGAUGUCCCUGCCUCAUAAUUAGUUGUAUUAUUGUACUCUGUUGUCACUGACAGGGCAUUCCAGUAAAUGUGAAGUUCAUCAUUGAAGGAAUGGAAGAAGUAGGAUCCGAUGGACUCGACAAACUUGUUGAGGAUAAAAAGGAUACUUUUCUUUCCAAUGUAGACUACAUUGUAGUCACAGAUACUCCUUGGCUUAGCAAGAAACCUGGAAUCACUUAUGGAGCAAGAGGAAACUGUUACUUUAUUUUAGAGGUAUGUUUAACAUCAUGUGACUUGUAUGGAAAACCCUGAAUGACAAACAUUAGGAAUUAUUCAUUGUCAAGUGGUGCAAUUGCACGGCUCAAAAGGUAUGUACAUGGAUGGAGGGCAUGCCAGUGAUCUAAAAUUAUUCAUACACUAAAUUUGCGAUAUGAUGGCUAAAACUGAUCUCUUUUCCUUAUAGGUGCAAGGCGCACGGAGAGAUCUUCAUUCUGGUGGCUUUGGAGGAACAGUUUAUGAAGCCAUGAGUGACUUGAUAUAUUUGCUUGGUAAUUUAUUUUAUUACAUUCAAAUGAUUCGAUCACAAAUACUGUAUGUCAAAAUCUGAUUGUAAUUACAAAAGCAGUGCACUAGGUAAAUCUAAAAGAAAUUAAAAUUACUCUGCAAAACUGUGGAAAAUAAAAUAUGCAAAACACUUGAAGCCCAUACAGUGAGCAUUUUCAGGGCAAUCACAUGAAAAAAGUCAAGGAUAGUGCCAGCUAGUCGCUCUCUGUCCAUAAGCGCAGUCAUGUGUCAGACCUGCUUAGGUCUGUGAGAUAUCAAGCUUCUCCUACAAGACAAGACGGAAUGCAGGGCAAGCAGCUGAGACACCCAGGUAAGUUGCCAUAUUCUUCUAUUAUGGUUUGGCAAAAUUACUUUAGGAGAGUGCCAGAGCUGCAGUGGUAAUGGUGCUUUCUUUUAACAAGCAUUUUAUUACGGUUACUCAUGCCAAAGUAAAAACUGUUUAAACAGAACAAUUUUUGAAAAAGUAUAAAUUCCAAAGAGGCAGUUUUUUUGGGGGGGGGUUGUCAUUUAAAGUACCUUUUUUUACUAUCUCGAUUCAGUGAUCAUACAAUCUGAAACACAUUAAGCCACUGUUUCAGAAUAAAAUAAAAUUCCUUAAUUGUCCUAUAAUACAAGGGGAUAGUGAAUACAUUUUUGAUAUGGUAACUCAGAAGAGAUGUGCUAGUAAUUACUAAGGUCAUUGCUAUAUACAGUUGUAUUAGUUUGCAAUGUCACACGCUGCAUCCUGAUUAUACUGAACAAUUGCAGAUGCAGAAGAAACAGUAUGUUUUUAAUGUAUCUGCAAUUGGAAUUAAAAGAAACAAAUUCUAUCUGAGGAGAUAUUUCAUCUCAUUCAUGCCAAUAGGGAGCAGAUGAGCCUUAUACAUUGGUUGGUAAUGAAAGCGUACACGAGUAAUAAUACAAAUAACCAUGAGACACACUGUUCGUUCAUUUAUCCCUCUAUCCUUUGGAGACUAAUGUAAAUUACUUUCUCAAUUCACCUUAUAAUGUAGGUACUCUCUACCUAGGUUCAAGGAAGAAGUAAAGCCAAGUGUUAUACGUGACCUCUAUUUAUGAGAACAUCACAAUAUACAUCACUGCCCAAUUUUGCAAAGUACCAUUCAGCAUUUUGUUUUAAUAUUAGUGUUGGCAGAACAUUUAGAGAGGCAUUUAUUAACCAGCUUAAUAAGAAAAACACAACUAAAAUAAUUAUUUAUGUAUGGAGGGGAGAGGGGGGGGUUACAAUUAUAAUUGUUCUGUUAUAGUUUUUAUUAUUUGAACAUAAACUACUAAAAUUAAAAAUAGCAAAUCCAAAAGCGCCACAGUGGAAAUUUGUUAAUAAGAAUAAGUAUUGCACUCAAGAUAAAGCAAGUUAAACGAACACAGUGUGGAUUUUUGGUGAUAUGUUUUAAUUACUCUAAAUCCGUCUUUAAUCAACAUAUUACUGUUGGGGAAAAUAAAAGCAGUAGAAAUAAUUUGUUGACAUCUCUUCUUUGAUUUCUUUGCUUUACUUUGCCCUUUCCCCUGUUGCUUUCAUGAAUAACAAACUGCCUCUGUUGGGAAAUCUGAUGUACUUUACUUGCAUUGGGAAUACACAGUGUAAAGGACUAAAUCCAGAUUGGUACCUGUCCCUACUGAUGGCAUUGCCACCUGUUAGGCUAUUGUUCCAAUAGUAAACACUAAGGAAGAGUGAGCUUGUGUUUUGUUCCUGUAUUCAUUAAAUAAAAACAUCAAUUACUGUUCUUUUACAAAAAUUCUAGCAACAGAAUUUUAAAAUGAUCCAGUAUACAUGAUGAGAAGAAGCAAGUAGUAUUGAUUCUAUUUGGGGAAUCCACCCUACAAUGUUCCAAAUUACUAUAUUAUAGUCAUUACAUACAUACAUCCAACAAGAUAGACAUGGUAACAUUUGACAUCCGAUGUCUUUGUCAAGCAUCAUUUCAAUAUUAGUAGAAUUAUCCCUAUUUGGGACCCAAAGCCCGAUUUACUUAUUUUAUAAAUAAAAAUGACUGCUUUACUAAUUGCUCUCAAAGCUGGGUUACCCAGGAAGCGACAUAGGCAGACACCUAAGCCAGGGCUCAGACAGGGUACAGUGGGUCAAUGUCUACACCUUGAAUAUUGGCCUUCCCUGAACCAGCAGUAAGAUCAAAAGAAUUCCCUGCUCACCCUAACACCCUUUCACUGCAUCAAAGUAGUGUUGUGAACUGUACUUCUAUUGGUUCCCUCACAAUCCCAGCACUUGUUAAUGACUGAGCUUCUGAAUUGCAAGGGGCUGUUUAAAAGUUAACUGCAGAAGGGGGAAAAGGACAAUUGGUAGGGAGAACCCACUCCACACACACAACUUCCUCCCCAGCACACUACACUCAGCUUGCAUACACAGCACAUCCUUCCCCAUACACAACACUCAGUCUCACCUCCACACACAAAACUCAGCCACCACAAUCACACAACCAAUAAUAGCCAAGGUCAGGAAUAUAGAAAUACAGAUAAACAAAAUAAUAAUCCGGGUCAGGAUACCAGAAAUACACAAAGGCAAAUACAAGCCAAGGUCAAUAUCACAAUAUCAAGAGAGACUACUAUAAGCACAAAUCAAGACAGAAAUCUGGGCAAUGAAUAAGGCUAACAAUGUUUCUGAUUGGUCCAUGUCAUCUUUACCACUCCAAACUGAUUGAUAAUGGGGUUGCCUGGAUGAUGUGGUCACUUUAAGGGCAGGCAUGACGUCACAUCAUUUUAAUUCAUAAAAGAUGAGCCAUUCAAACAGGCAGCACCUAAUAUUAUGCAAGGAAGAAAAACGGCUAAGAGAAUUUCGGCCCGUGCGAAAAAGCAAACGGACCUGUUUACUGGGCCGAUUGGUAAGUAUUCCGCUGUUCAGUCCAUGAGGAGAGGAGCAGCACAGCCAUUCGGUUUUGCGGCCUGACGAGUGGAGCAGCGCGGGCGUCAGGAUCAGGUAAGUACAUUACACCAACAUUUAACACCAACACCACACACACACACACACACACACACACACUCUAAUCAGCUGUCCCAUUCACAAACAUAACAGAGCCCAGGGGUCUAGUAGGGGGUCCAAAUCCAUAAUCCUGCCUAGGGCACUGGGCUAUCUUAAUCUGGCUUUGAUUUCUAUAGGCACUUUUAUUUUAUCUAGGAAUGUAGCUAAUGCAAAUAUAUAGAUUUUAUAAUCAGUAACACCUCUCGCUCUUUUUUUUUUUUAUUAAAAUGUUAUUAGCAUUGAAUGAGAAUAUAAUGAAACACAAUGUAUAAAUGAUAUUAGUGAACAUAAAAAUUCACUACUCAAUUCAUAUUACUUGAUGAAGUGUUUAAUGUGUUUAGACUAAUGGAUGUAUGUAUGUCUUACCACCGUUUUCUUAUUCUUCCUUAGACACCCUUGUAGAUGUCAAGGGUCACAUCUUGAUUCCAGGGAUUUAUGAUGCAGUAGCACCUUUAAAUGAAAAAGAAAUUAAGCUGUACAAAGAACUUGAAUUUAAUUUAAAAGACCUAGAAGCUGACACAGGCAUCAGCAAAUUUCUCCAUGACACAAAAGUGAGAUAUAUUCUUUUUGACUAUUUUUUUUAUUGUAUAUGUGCAACAAUACAGAAAAUAUGAAGUGAGAGGCACUGAUUGUUUAAUGUGCUAAAUGUUUAAAGUAAUGGAGCAUAUAUGUACAUACAUUUUGGCUUGGAUUUUGCAGAGCUCUACUGCUAGGAAGUCAUUAGGAGCUGACCACUUUAUAUGACAUAUCGUCUAGCAAAAUGAUAGACUAACGUAGUCCUAACUGGCCAAGAUCAGUUCAGGAAAAUGUGUUAUUAUGGGCUAAAAGGUUAUAAUCAGCUCACUAUAAUGAGAACGUCAAAUUAGAAUGGGACAAAACACCAGGGGACUAUACCUGGAGAGUAUAAAGCAACUUUAUAUUCAUCAUAAAUAUAGGGAACUGCCUGUAAUUUGUGGCAAUAUUUCCUUUAAACAAGUUUUUAUGUUUUUCACAGCAUGUGCAAUUUCCGUUCUUCAUCAGAUUUUUAUUUUAUAUGCAAACAUUCAAUAGCUUAAACAGUUCCAUUGCAGGUUUAAAUGUUUUACUAAUAUAUCUCAAUGCUAGUAGAAUCCUAAUUCCCACAUUGCCAUUAAAAGAAAUCCCUGAAGCACAGUGUUGUCUUGACAGCAAAUAAGAUGCAGAUUAGCUGUUCUGCUCUGCUUCACCAGCUCUCUCAGCAAUAAAUUUCUGUGUCUUGUUGUUAUGGAGCACAGUAUGGGUACAACUAAUUCUCCCCAAACUCCGCAACCAAAGUACAUGGAAGUUUCCCUGCUGCAUGCUACAUGGAACCUUCAGCUGCAAAAGAGAGCUUUCUGAUGAGGAGUUGCACUCUUUUGCACUUUAGGUCAUGGUCAGUUACUGUGUCCUGGUGUCAAUUCCUGACCUCACCAGCUAUUAAACAAACAAGAUUUCCACUAUUAAAUGUGUGAUGUAAUCUGAAACAAGAAAACAAUAAAACUGACCUGAGGAGGAUAUUAGGAACUUUACAGUAAAAGUGGACUACUUGGUCCAUCGUAUUCUUUUUCCUCAGCCCCUUUGUAUGUCUCAUUCUCCACUUCCCCAGCUCCUCCUUGUCUCUUUUUCUCUUGCCCAAGCCCAUCUGCGUGUCUAUUUCCCUCCCACAUCUCCUUUGUACAGUUGCAAGAAAAAGUAUGUGAACCCUUUGGAAUGAUAUGGAUUUCUGCACAAAUUGGUCAUAAAAUGUGAUCUGAUCAUCAUCUAAGUCACAACAAUAGACAAUCACAGUCUGCUUAAACUAAUAACACACAAAGAAUGAAAUGUUGCCAUGUUUUUAUUGAACACACCAUGUAAACAUUCACAGUGCAGGUGGAAAAAGUAUGUGAACCCUUGGAUUUAAUAACUGGUUGAACCUCCUUUGGCAGCAAUAACUUCAACCAAACGUUUCCUGUAGUUGCAGAUCAGACGUGCACAACGGUCAGGAGUAAUUCUUGACCAUUCCUCUUUACAGAACUGUUUCAGUUCAGCAAUAUUCUUGGGAUGUCUGGUGUGAAUCGCUUUCUUGAGGUCAUGCCACAGCAUCUCAAUCGGGUUGAGGUCAGGACUCUGACUGGGCCACUUCAGAAGGCGUAUUUUCUUCUGUUUAAGCCAUUCUGUUGUUGAUUUACUUCUAUGCUUUGGGUCAUUGUCCUGUUGCAACACCCAUCUUCUGUUGAGCUUCAGCUGGUAGACAGAUAAUCUUAAAUUCUCCUGCAAAAUGUCUUGAUAAACUUGGGAAUUCAUUUUUCCUUCGAUGAUAGCAAUCCGUCCAGGCCCUGAUGCAGCAAAGCAGCCCCAAACCAUGAUGCCCCCACCACCAUACUUCACAGUUGAGAUGAAGUUUUGAUGUUGGUGUGCUGUGCCUUUUUUUUCACCACACAUAGUGUUGUGUGUUUCUUCCAAACAACUCAACUUUGGUUUCAUCUGUCCACAGAAUAUUUUGACAGUACUGCUGUGGAACAUCCAGGUGCUCUUGUGCAAACUGUAAAGGUGCAGCAAUGUUUUGUUUGGACAGCAGUGGUUUCCUCUGUGGUAUCCUCCCAUGAAAUCCAUUCUUGUUUAGUGUUUACGUAUUGUAGAUUCGCUAACAGGGAUGUUAGCAUUUGCCAGUGACUUUUGUAAGUCUUUAGCUGACACUCUAGGAUUCUUCUUCACCUCAUUGAGCAGUCUGCGCUGUGCUCUUGCAGUCAUCUUUACAGGAUGGCCACUCCUAGGGAGAGUAGCAGCAGUGUUGAACUUUCUCCAUUUAUAGACAAUUUGUCUUACCGUGGACUGAUGAACAGCAAGGCUUUUGGAGAUACUUUUAUAACCCUUUCCAGCUUUAUGCAAGUCAACAAUUCUUAAUCGUAGGUCUUCUGAGAGCUCUUUUGUGUGAGGCAUCAUUCACAUCAGGCAAUGCUUCUUGUGAAAAGCAAACCCAGAACUGGUGUGUGUUUUUUAUAGGGCAGGGCAGCUGUAACCAACACCUCCAAUCUCAUCUCAUUGACUGGACUCCAGUUGGCUGACAUCUCACUCCAAUUAGCUCUUGGAGAUGUCAUUAGUCUAGGGGUUCACAUACUUUUUCCACCUGCACUGUGAAUGUUUACAUGGUGUGUUCAAUAAAAACAUGGCAACAUUUCAUUCUUUAUGUGUUAUUAGUUUAAGCAGACUGUGAUUGUCUAUUGUUGUGACUUAGAUGAUGAUCAGAUCACAUUUUAUGACCAAAGGGUUCACAUACUUUUUCUUGCAACUGUAUGUCUCUUACCAAGCCCCCUCUGUGUGUCUCUUACUCCCCCAUAAUCCCUUUUGUAGUCACUUCGCCCUCGUUAUUUUGUGUGUCUCCCACCACAGCCCCUAUUGUAUCUAUCUUCCCUUCAGCCCCUGUGUGUGUCUCUUCCCUCUAUCCCCACAGGUUCUCUUUGAGGUUCUUUUGUGUUACUCUCAGUGAGCAGCUUCCUGUUAGACUGGGUAAAGAAUACAGAAGAUCCUCUCCCGCUGUCCGCUCCGCCACACUACAUGAAAAGGCUGACAGAAGGAGGAGCUCUUUCCUACCAGUCACCCUGAAAAUUGCACCCCUAGCCAGUGUGCCCUAAGUGGUGGCCUUUGCCAGCCCUGCUUCUAGACCAAGUACAAAUGUGUGAAAGGCUGAAGCUGAAGUUAAUGCUUGUGUGUUUUUCAGACUGUAGUACUAUGUAACUUUGUAACUUAUGCUAUUCCCCAAUCAUUCCCCUUGGAACUGGUCCAUGCCCAUAGAGCCCUGAUGUCAAAAUACAUUAACCAAAGCAAUUAAGAGACUGUACCAAAACAGCAGCAGCCCAAACUGCCAUUGCUGAUGUCAUCAAGCAUGGUAACUAUUGUCCAAUGAAAUGGUUAUCAUAGAGAAGCAUUAAGAACAAUGUAUGAGGGGUUACUACAAUGUUUUUCUAUAAGAAACAUUUCCAGCACAUUACGCACUCAGUGUUCUCAUACUUUCCAUGCUGACACAAAGUUUACAAAAUAUUGAAUUAUUAAAUCUAUUUUAAUCUGAAGCCCCUAGUGGCUGUUUGAGAUGUAGAGAUUACAAAAAGAAAACAUUGCUUUUUCUCAGAAGCAGAACUGUUUUCAACUGCAAAGAUGCAGGGGCAGCAUCUAUUAAAUGAAGUGUAGUGACUUUUCUCAAAUUAUCAGAAAAACAAAUUUUAUGUCAUAGGUCCUUUGUGACCUUUCAAAUGUAUCUUUAUAUUACAAAUUGUCUUUAUUGAUGCUCCAUCAUCGUGGCUGCUCUUUUCAUAAUUCACAUGUUCUUUAAAGGACCACUAUAGUGCCAGGAAAACAUACUUGUUUUCCUGGCACUAUAGUGCCCUGAGCGUGACCCCACCCUCAGGGUCCCACUCCCGCCGGGCUCUGGGGAGAGGAAAGGGGUUAAACUUACCUUUUUUCCAGCGCCGGACGGGGAGCUCUCCUCCUCCUCUCCGCCUCCAAUCCUCCUCUUCGGCUGAAUGCGCAUGCGCGGCAGGAGCUGCGCGCGCAUUCAGCCGGUCUCAUAGGAAAGCAUUUAUAAUGCUUUCCUAUGGACGCUGGCGUCUUCUCACUGUGAUUUUCACAGUGAGAAGCACGCAAACGCCUCUAGCGGCUGUCAAUGAGACAGCCACUAGAGGCUUUAGAGGCUGGAUUAACCCAUUUAUAAACAUAGCAGUUUCUCUGAAACUGCUAUAUUUAUAAAAAAAAGGGUUAAUCCUAUAGGGACCUGGCACCCAGACCACUUCAUUAAGCUGAAGUGGUCUGGGUGCCUAGAGUGGUCCUUUAAUUGAUCCAUGUCUGCUGCUUUUAUACUCAAAAACUAUAUUUGAAUUUGAAAUUCACUUUGAAUAUUUUCUAAUUCCCAUUAUGAAUGGUAAUGUAAGGCUAGUGUUAUAGCAUUUUUUCCCCCCGUAAAUAUUUGUUUAUUAAAGGGACACUAUAGUCACCAGGACAACUACAGCUUAUUGAAUUUGUUCUGGUGAGUAGAAUCAUUCUCUUCAGGCUUUUUGCUGUAAACACUGUCUUUUCAGAGGAAAUGCAGCGUUAACAUUGCAGCCUAGUGAUAACUCCGCUGGCCACUCCUCAGAUGGUUGCUAGAGGUGCUUCCUCUAGCAACCAUCACAACAUAUCAGUAUCUCCUUCCUCUGCAUGCAGACACUGAACUUUCCUCAUAGAGAUGCAUUGAUUCAAUUCAUCUCUAUGAGGAGAUGCUGAUUGGCAAUGGCUGUGUUUGACUUGUGCUGGCUCUGCCCCUGAACACGUGGUAGCGGCCAUCUUGCCAUACGAACGCACAGCGGUGUUUGGUCGUUGAGUGUCUGGAAAAUAAAUCCCACGAACAAGGGGAUUCAUACAAAUGCAAGCACAGCCCUGCAUAUUCAGUAUUUUCGUGCCUUUUCCUCCACGAACAGAGACCGCCCGCAAGGCCAAAAUGCAUGGAACUGAUUUUGGCUACUACCUCGUGUGCGAUCGGUCAAACGAAUACAUCCAUGUAAUUCCCGAACCCUUGGUCCAAUCUGGGUGAUUUUUGAGUAUGUUGCUCACCCAGAUCAGAGCUACCAGGUGAUGUAAGAUUUAGAGGUGUAUCUUGUGUAUUUGGGGUACAACCAGAAAACGGGGAAAAGUGUGUACUGAAUAAUGGGAUUAUCUGUCACGCUGAGGGGAGGAGAUGUGUGGGUUGUAACUUGUAUAUGAUUGGGUACUGUAUAAUUUUCUGUGGGUGCCUCGCUUGCAUGGGAGAGAUGCAUAAAAGCAGGGUAUGUGGAAUAAAAGAUCAGUUCUGCUCCUGAUACUGUGUGUCGUCCAGUUAUUGGGAAAGGUGAUGGGAUAUUCCUGGAUUAUUUUCUUUACUACUAAUGCUGUUUAUCCUGGCUUAACUUCUUGUUCCUACAUUACUAUUGGAAUACCAGUGGAGAAGUCUAUGGGAAACUAGUGCUCCACUACAGGUAUUCACCCUGGCUUUAUGUGAUAAUGACUAUGCUCCUCCCCUACGUGACACUGUCAAAAAGGGGCCAAGCAUGGAUGUCAUUACAAUUAUGCCCCUGGAAAAAUUCCUGCGGUCGCUCAUGGCUCGAGCAUGGUAUAUGAGGAAUAAAGUUCUCAUUCUGUUGUCCCAGUCUUCUCUGCAUGGAAUUAAGCCUACUUGAUAUUUAUAAAGCAAUUCAGGUUGCAGUUGAGAAGAAAAAUAGGUAAUUGGCACACUGCUCCACAUCAUUGCCCUCUUUAGGCAAUAUGGUAAUGUUGGCAGAGAGAGUCUGGGCACAAAUGCUACUCCCAUCCCUGAUGGAAUUAAAAGCUAUUACGUAGUAUAAGUAUGAAAUGUAGGGAAAGUGUUUAUAAUAUUGUAUUGGGAAGCCAUCUGUUCCAGGACUAUUACCCACCUUGACUGCUAGGGCAAACUAUUCUCUACUCCUUUGAAAUGGGUAUAUCUAGGCUAUCAGUGUCCUCCACCUUCAACCCAUGUAAAUGUUUUGGCAAGCAGCCCCCGAUUCCCAGGCAGUCCAUGCGACCACUGGUGAUAAGCCCUCAUGCUGUAUGUUGUUAUGGUCUAGGUACUAUGAUACUGAAUCUGUGCUGUGCGGGCCUUCUUCAGUGCAGUGCUUUUGGUGAUGAAGAGGGUUAUACAUACGCACUUAUGGGCUUCUCAGAGCACAAGUAAUAGCACCAACUCCGAGGCGUUCCUCUGAAAAUAUUGGCUCCGCAUGUCCUACGUCACCUGCAAGAUCCACUCAUCUGAGAAUAGUGACUAAUUUAGAUGCUAAUUUGAGGCCCGAAGUCGAUGCAAGGGGAGGAAAGCGAGAUGGAGAGUGGAGAAUAGUCUGACCAUGAAGCGCACGGCAGUAUCAGAGCACAGCUUUUUUUCUAAUUUGAAAUGUGUAACUGAAAAAAAUGUUAUAAAGACAAAUCAUAUAAAUAUUUCCCACACUUCAUUAAAAAUGGACAUUUGUUAGAAACAAAAUUCUAGAUUAUAUAAAUUACAAACCAUGCCUUUACAAUAUGUUAAAUAUCUUCACCUAUAUGUGAUUGAGGGACAUGUUGUAAAGCUAAUUUAUGUGAAAUGGGGAGUCACAGAAAGGAAAUCAGGUGAUCGGCAGGGACCAAGCCCAUUGUGAGAGUCACCAGUGUACAGAUGUCACUGAUAGGGUCAUUAGUAGCAACAUGACUUCUGCAGUCGAGAUGAUCAAAUGAUAUGUAUCAAGGUAGAAGGAUGAACUGAACAUAGUCAGCAGUUGCUGAAUCACACAUAUACAUGUUCCACCACUACUUUAUGAUUUCAUUUUUCUUAUAGGAAGAAUUACUACUAUAUAGAUGGCGCUAUCCCUCUUUGUCAAUUCAUGGAAUUGAAGGUGCUUUUUCUGGAACGGGAACAAAAACUGUAAUUCCUGCAAAAGUAAUUGGAAAGUUCUCUAUACGCCAAGUCCCCAAUAUGAAUCCAUCGGUGGUGGAAAAACAGGUAUAUUAUUUACUGUGUAAAUAAGUGAAUUAUGUACUAUGUAAGUCACUGCCAGGGGAGGUGUGACUAAGACUGUAUAAAUAAAGUGGGUGGAGCAUACUCCCGAAACAAGAUAUAUGGGAUGAGCAUACGCACGAACAGUUCAUUCGUUAGUUUUAGCUUGUUUUGUACUCCUGAAAGAGACCGACCACACAGCCUGAUUUCAUGGAACUCUUUUGGGCAGGCGCCUCCUGUGCGGUCAGUCUAAACUAUACCCCGGUGGCGUUUCGGCUGCGUUUGUAGGAUCUGAGUGCUUUUUGCAUAUGUUGAGCGCUCAGGUCCAGGCUAUCCGGGGAUAUAGGACUUGAGGGGGUACCUUGUUGUUGUUAACUUUAUGCUUUAUAUUAUUAUUAUGUUAUUUAUAUAGCACCAUCAAAUUCCACAGCGCUUACAAUGGGUGGACAAAUAGACAUGUAGUUGUAACCAGACAAGUUGGACACACAGGAACAGAGGGGUUGACGGCCCUGCUCAAUGAGCUUACAUGCUAGAGGGAGUGGGGUAAAAUGACACAGAAAGUUAAGGAUUGUAUUAGACUAGUGACAGUUGCAGAAGAGGAAUCAGUCAGGAGCUAUUAGCAGUUCAAUUGAUAUGCUUUUAUGAAGAAGUAGGUUUUUGACGAUUUUUGAAGGAGUGGAGACUGGGUGAGCAUCUAACGGAGGAGGGAAGCGAGUUCCACAGGAAUGGUGCAGCCCUCGAGAAAUCUUGUAUAUGUCCUUGAUAGACAUGUGCAAUUCAUUUCUGUCCUAAUUUCGUGCAAUUCGGAUGCUUCCGAAUGUCCGAAGUCCCGAAUUGCCGAACCAAAGUGUGGAAGUCCCGAAUUGCAGAAGUGCCGAACCAAAUUUUUUUUCUUAUCCGAAUUUCCGAACUGAACCGAAUUUUUGGAUCAUGCACAUCCCUAGUCCUGGACCUGAGCGUUAAUAUAAUUAUGUUGUGUAUUUUGUCUGAGUCCACUCUCAGGUCCAGUGGGGAAUGCCCCGCGAAUAUAUAUCAGGAAACCCUUUGCAUGGGGAUUCACAUAAAAGGCCUUGUGUGGCUCCACUAAAACCAGUUAUACCCCCAGAGCUGAGUAUCGUCCAGUUGUUGGGGAUGCGGUGGGAGAUUCCUGGAAUACUGUACUAUAUCUGGCUGAUCUAUUGGAGUAUUUUAUUUGUUCCUGAGCCAGUCUUGGAGUACCCAGCGGAGGAGAGUCCCUGCUAGGACUAGGGCUCCGCUACACCUAGCAUUUUGUAGAUUAUUUUAUUAAUAUAUGCAUUUGCCAGCUGGCAGCUCUAACAAUGUGCUGCCCCUCCCAUCCUUAGUGAAUAACCCUUUCUGAAAAAAUAAAAAAAUGUUAAGAUAGAAACAAAUUAGGCAGUAGAAAUAUAGUAGAAAAUAAUUGACAUUUAGCCCCUUGAUAUACAGAUCCAUUAACAAAACUAAUUGUUGCAAACAUUUCCCCUUUUUGUAGGUUGCAGAUUACCUGCAAAGCAAAUUUGCCGAAAGGAAAAGUCCUAAUAAAAUUAAUGUAACGAUGGUAAUUGGUGCAAAACCAUGGCUGGCUGAUAUGAACGAACCUCAGUAUUUGGCAGCCAGGAAAGCAGUAAAAAGAGGUAAGAGUUACAUUUAUCCAAAGUGAAGGAACUUUGCACCAUUGAACAGAAAGAUAUUCUAAUACAUCAUAAAGCGUAAAAAUACUGGACAGUAUUAGAGUGUUUACAUAUAGAUUCUACCGCAUGAUUAGGCAUUUGUGAAUAUACUUAUUUCAAAAUAGUUUUUAAGAAAAUCCCAUUCAGCUGAUUUCCAAUGGGGCGUAUUUAAGGAUAAGUAAUGGGUUCAUCACCCCAUGACAAAACAGUACAAUUUAUGCAAUAUAAUUGAAUAAUAAAUUAUUAAUUUGUAUAUUGAUAUGCUGUUUAGUAGUGUAUUCAUUGUGCAAUAUAUGUAUAUAUCUAUGAAAUAAGAAAAACACACACUGAGAAAUCUAGUGGAGACCAGCAAAUUGGUUACAAUUUUGCAGAAAUUAUAAUUUAAUGUACACAUUCCAUGGUGUUUUCCUGUGCUCUAGUGUUCAAUACGGAUGCAGACAUGAUUCGAGCAGGAGGAACUAUUCCAAUUGCAAAGAACUUUGAGGAAGUGUUAGGCAAAAGUGUCAUGUUACUCGGGAUUGGUGGGCCAGAUGACGCUGCCCAUGGACAGAAUGAAAAGAUAAGCAAGUAUGUUAUUACUCUGCACUACUUAUGCCUUUGUGCAGAAUUAAAGCAUGCAAUAUCUAUGUUACACACAUGUAAUGUAAACAAGUAAAAAUUACUUCUGAAGUUUUUACUGUCACUAAAGCAUAAGACAGUUUUUAGUGCUCUCUAGAAAAGUAUUAACAUAGGUGCUCUUUAAUAUAUUUUUAGAAAAUAAGCUGUCAAACUAUUGUUUAAGAGACAUCAACGAUUCAGUUUUGAUGAUCCUGUCCCUAACUUUAGGUCCUGUCGCCCCUGUGCGCAUGUGAGGGUUAAAAGCCCUUUAAACCCUUCACUGCUGGAUUAAUCUCCUCCUUUAGCAACGUAACGCAAUGGAGGAAUUUAAUGAGCAAUGAGCGCACAUUAGAAUUUCCCCAUAGGAAAACAAUGUUUUCCAUGGGAAUUUUUUAAGACCCUGGAUGUCUUCCGGCAAAGCAUGAGGAUGUCCAGCACAAACCCUGUGAAAUUGCAGGAAGAACUUCUUGUUGCUUAGCAGGGAAAGGUAAAUUCUACUUACCAGAACCUGUCCCUUGCGGGUGCCGCUGUCUUCCUCUGGCAGGUCCUCUUCAGUUCCUGUUGCUUCAACACCACGAGCCGACAUCACUGUUGUACGCUAGCGAAUGCGCAAGAGUACAUAAUUGAAAUUUAUGGAGAAUCCCGCAAGACUGCAGGAUCCUCCAUAGACAGAACCAAUUCCCUGCUGGCGUCACUCUUGAAAUUAUCACUUCGGUAGCUCUGCUCAAUGUCUAGAAGUGUCAGGAAUAUGAAAUAUACAGAGACAAAGCAGUCCAUUCUUCCUCACAGUAUAUCUCUUGACUGGGUUGGAAUUUCAGUUAUAUUUUUUUAUGAAAUACACAUUUUUCAGGGGACGGGGGUGAUUGUGCUGCUUUAAGGGACCAGGAACACUGCACUCAGACCACUUAUUAAGAUGAAGUGGUCUGGGUGCCAAUAGUGUUCCUUUUAAUGUUGUGGCUGAUCAGUGUAUAAGAUAUGACAAACUCUGUGGUGUCUACUUCAGCAAAUUGUAUGCAUUUAUUGAGUAACUUGAACAGACAAACUGCUAAAAUGCUCCAAAAUGGAACCACAUGCGCAGUAAGCGUGUGCAUUAGAAAUUCCAAAUAGGAAAGCACUAAGAGCAUUUAUGAACUCACUGGAGUUAAACUCAGUAGGAAGCCAGAAGUGCCUUGAGUCUUCAUCCUGCAAGUAAACACUGAUGUCUCCCUGAAAUUUCAAUGUUUUUACAUCCGGGUUAAGAGAACAGGGGCACUUCAUCCAGACCUUUAGAGUCUUUUAGCUACCCAAACUAGAACAGAGAUGGAUAAUUAGUCAGUCACUGGUAUUAUUUGAAGACUGGGUGUUGGUUGAGCACAUUAGAACAUUAGGUAGUAUGGACCUUGACUCCCUCCAAGAAUCAUACAUAGCUUUUACAAUCCUAUUUUUCACUAUUUAAAAAAAGAUAAGAAAAACAAAACAUAUGUUAAAAUAGUUGGUAAUCCCAUUUUACCAAUUAAACUGUAAUGGUUCUGGUGUUGAGAAUGACCUUUAAUGUCUGACAUGUACUGCAAAAAUCCUUGUAACGGACCGUUUUGCACACAAGGGGUAAAAACCGUUUAGGCGAUCGGCCCCCUUUCCAGAGAUACAGGCACAGCUACUGCAGAACACCAAACUCCCAAACUGGAUACAAAAUAGCACUCCAAAUCCCGAACUGGAACCUCCCAAAUAGCUGCUAGCAGACGAACAGGAAAAGCAGACAAUCAGCUUACACUCCUGGCAAUCAGUCUCUAACAGCAUACAGUGAAUCCCCCCAAGAACGAGACAAGGCUCUGUGUUGAGGGUCAAGCAGUGGUCUGAGGUGCUGGCACACCCAGCCUGGUUUUUAUUACAGUCUUGCAAAUACAGGACCGCCCACAUGGAGGUAUAAAACAACCAAUCACAUCACAUUUACAUCUCACAUAUUCCCUCCCCUUAUCCUGAGAGGAAAUUCAAUUACACAUACAGUUAAAACAUACUUUCUACCCAACUUUCAUAACUCUAAAACCAUACAUCACAUUCACAUAAAAUUACAUAUUCACAAUCAAUCCAUUCAGGGGAACAACAUAUUAAAAAAUGGCAUGAAUCCGACCAGGGGUUCAAAAGUUAGUAAAAAGUAUCUUUUGUACCCUGGCUGGCAGCAUGGCUAUCUGGCUCAAACAGGUUUUACAGAGCCCUCUAUCCUGGACAAUGGGGAAAGUAAUCCAAUUAUCCAGGGAUAGAGGCAGACUCCAUUGAGCACAUGGGGACACAAAGACAGUAAAACACUUUAAAAUACAUCAGGUAAGACACCUUACAUUAAAACUAUACAUUUAACAUAUCCCCAGAUAGCUCAGGUCUGAGCGCACAUUAUUAAGUGAAUGGCGCUCAGACCACACGAAUACAGUUUAAUCGCCAUGGAGCCAAAGUCUUUACAGUCAGUUUCAUACGAAUGGGCUCCAUGGGAUUCCUAUCUGGGGUAUAACACAUUCAAACAAAUCUACCGAACCCCAGGCAGAAAAGCACGAAUGAAGCUUUUCUGCAGGUAAAAAAAGAUGUCUUUUAACAGGGGGCCAUAGUCCAAAGGCAGCAGGCGAGCAACCAGGCUUCUCCAAUGCAAUGUGGCGAGAUUGGUCUCGUCAUAAUCCUCAAGAGGAGGAAGUUAAAAGGUUUACAUCAGAUGUCCAUAUCCUAACUCCAAUCCCUUUUAUUUUACAUUUUAAAAAUACCUUAAACUGUUGACUACUUUUAACAUGCCUUUGUGCCGAUUUUCAUUUCAAUAUCUUUUUUUAGGUUCAACUACAUCGAAGGCACAAAGCUGUAUGCAGCUUUUCUCCAAGAACUUGCAUCCAUAUGAACAAAUGGACUAGUAUAGAACCAAUAUAAAUUUGUUUUAAAAAUGGCAAGUUAGUUAUCUGAAUCUCAACUUAAGAAGAAAAAUAACCCCAGAUUUUCUUUAAAUAUAUUUUUUUAACACUUAUCUCACUCUGGGAACGUUUCAGUAUAUUGGAGGAGGCUGGUGUUCUACUUCUGGCAACAAAGGAUGACUGCAGCCUGUAACUGUGGUUGGGCAUAAACUAGUUCUUACUGAAAUGAUUCAUACACAUGCCCCAUAUUUUACUUUUUAAUAGAGUUUUGACCUAAUUGAUAAAGAUAAUACUUUUUUUUUUACCAGCUGCUACUUGGUAAAAGGUAUAUUACAAAUUUGAAUAAUUUAUGAUACUUUACAAUUUGUCUUACGCAGUGUGAAAGCAAUAGAUUUUGUCACGUUUCCAAAAUGAUUAAUGUCCAAAAUAAAAAUAAAAAAGUCACCCUUUUCCGAGAAAGAUUCCACAGUUUCACAGCUGAUAGUCGCACAGUAACUACCUUUUUUAUGUUAUGUGACUAAAACAGGAGGGAUAAUUAUUUGUCUGGCUGCUGCUUCUCAGAGCAGUUUGGCAAAGGAAAAUGUUGCCAGCCAAUGUUAAAGCCUGGCAAUUAUAUAAUUCCCCUCACCUUCACAUAAGUAUGUCUAUAAGCAGUGUAAGCUGUGGCUAUAUUAGCUUCUAGUGUGAUCAUUAUAAAACAAUAGAAGAUUUGAUUGGUAUUAAAAAAGCAGUAAUUCAAGUUAUGUGAAUUUAUGCUGGUAUUAAAACACAAAUUCUUGGAUGACAUUGUAAGACCAAGUAUGUAUUAACAACAGAAAGAUUGGCACACCCGAACAGUAGUCAUUAAUGGUGGACUACAAAAAUUUAUAUGUAUAAGGGUGCUCACUCCAAAAGCUCAAUUUCCAAAGAGCUAAUAAUAUAAUCAUAUAGUAAUAAAAGGAGGAGCACAAUCAAUAAAAAUGCAAAAAACUUUAUUGUAUAGACACACAUAUAACAGGUUUCAAGAAAGACAUCAUAAAGUGUCAAUAUGUUUAAACAUAUGUAUCCAAUAUGUAAACAAUGACUAAGACAAAAAGAAAAAGGAUCAAAAAUAGCAAAAUUCGGAUCUAAGUAAUGAACAAUACGUGGUAUAACCACUGGUAGAACAGAGAAAUGUUAUGAUACCUGUAUAAAAUAGUGAACCAAAAAGUACAUACCAAAGACCAAGAAACAUGAGAAGAGGGUGAAGACGUCAAACACAAAAUAGCCCCCAACGUUUCGACGCUAUCCGCCUUUAUCAAGGGAGCAUGUGGUGAAGGAAACGUAAUAACCUUUAUAUACCAACAUUUAAUUAAAACAUGAAAAACACCAGAGUGAAAUGGGUGGCCACCCAUGAAUGAUUGGAGCGCCCACAAUCAUAGUCACAUGACUAUGGUUGGUAAGGUAACCAAUAAACAAACACUGUUCAUCACAUUGUCACAUAUAUGAAGUAUACAUAUUUAGACCAAAAAUAAGUUUUUUUCUGUGAUAAGCAAAUACCAAAAUAUAUACUGAAAGAAUAUCAUAUGGAGUAUGAACAAAUAUAUAAUAGUAAGAUAUCAUAUAAAUAAAAAAAAAACUUCUGAUCACCUAAAUAAGUGUAAUAAAUAUAUUAAUACAGAGCCUGUAUUCUGGUCAUCAUGUCUCAAAACUCCAAAAGGACCGAAAGUAGACAUCUGUAACUUAAUCCAGCAGUCAUUCAGAACAAUAUCCUGUCCAUGUGCAGUAUAUCUGAACGAGGAACGCACAUGUGUUCCACUGUCUAACAAAGCCCACACCCGCAUCUGUGUACAUCCUCCGGAAGACAGG
Molecule: messenger RNA, 42573 nt
Organism: Pelobates cultripes (western spadefoot toad)
Lineage: Eukaryota; Metazoa; Chordata; Amphibia; Anura; Pelobatidae
Source: the annotation of a GenBank genome assembly